UCCUGUUUUUAUGGAAGUGUCUCUACUUGUAAUGACUCUGAUGGAUUAUACUUCUGCACAGGUGUUUGACAGUCUCGGACUUUCAUAUGGUUUACGAUCAGAACUCUCCGAAGAUGCUAUUCUGGUUGCCAAUAAUGGAAUACGUGUUCCAUUCGGUAGAUCUGUCUUUAUUGAUCCAAUCAACGAUCUGGUUAUCCAAGUUCGACCAGGAGAAAAGUGCAGCAUAACAGUGCUGGAUAAUGAUCCUUUGUCACAAAGACCCGGGCAGUUAUCACCAAAAAAGUUUCCAUGCGAAUUUGGUCCGAACGACGUGAAGUAUUCUCAUUUUGGCUCCAGAAGCCCUUCGAAGGACAGGGUGAGAUUACAGCUUCGCUAUGACACACAGACUGAUACCGUUAUCAUACCUUUUAUGAUGGAGGUUGAGGUCAUCUUCACUCAGUUAGAAAUUCUAACGAAAAAUAUGCCGCUUAUUGUUGAGAAACUGCUUGGAAUAAGUAAUCCUAUUGAUAAAAAGAUUUUGGAGUUCACUUUCGACAGAAGGGCAUACCAGUGUAAAGUGACAUCCCUCGCUAGUGGAAGUGCGUUGCCAAGAUAUGGCAAGAUUAUUGAUGAGAGUAAACUAAGAAAAAUGGUUGAUUGUGAUGACUUUCUCAGACUGAACAUACAUUACCAACACACAUUUGCCCAUCGCUCACCAAACAGAGAUUACAUCCCAAUGUACGUGGAGUUACAAGAUAACGAGGGCAAUAUACUUAAACAAGAGUUUUUCCAGAUUCUGGUACGCGUAAAAGAGGGUGAAGAAAACACACCUCCCAAACCUAGCUUUGUGGCGAUGAUGAUGAUGGAAGUUGACCAGUUUGUGAUGACUGCUAUAACCCCUGAUAUGCUUGCUGCAGAGGACAUUGAGUCCAAUCCCGAUGAUUUAAUCUUCAAUAUCACCUCACCUCUGUCCUUUGAGGAAGGCUAUAUUGUGAGCACAGAUGAUAGAAAUCUGCCAAUCACUUCUUUUUAUCAAGGAGAUCUCAAAGAUCUAAAGAUAGCUUACAAGCCACCCUCUGUGGACUCUGACACUGAGAGAAUUUUCCAAAUUGAGUUUGAGGUUGUGGACACAGAGGGUGCGGUGUCUGACCCUUUUGCAUUCAUGAUUGUCGUUAAACCCAUGAAUACCUUGGCCCCUGUAGUGACCCAAAACACUGGACAGCUGCUGUACGAGGGUCAGUCAAGGCCCCUGUCCAGCUCAUACAACUUAGAGAUCAGUGAUGAGGACAAUUUAGCAGAUGUCAGGAUCUCGGUUAUUGAUGGACUGCAACAUGGAGAGCUGACGGUGUUCGGCUCUGGGAGGAAAUUCUUCACAGCAGCUGCCCUUGACGCUGGCACUGUUGUCUAUCAGCAUGACGGGAGUGAUACCUACAGUGACAACAUCAUUUUCAGAAUGACAGACGGCAAACAUGAAGUGGAGUUCCUGUUUCCGAUCACAGUCGUGCCAAUGGAUGAUGAGCCACCUAUAAUAAAUGCCAACACAGGGCUGGUGUUGUUUAAAAACCAAAUGAUGCCCAUUUCACCUUUAAUGCUCAGUGCUGCAGAUAUUGACUCAGAGGAUUCCACAAUUAAAUUUGUAAUACAGCCUCCCUUUUCCACUAUUGGCGAGGUGCUGUUGCGCCAGUCUGAGGCUCCAGAGGACCCGUCAUCCUGGACGUUCAACGCUGAGAAUGAGGUGUAUGAGAAAGUAAUGACAGAGUGGCUGCAGCAAGAUAUCACAGACGGAAAGCUGUUUUACAGGCACACUGGCCCACACAACGCCGACACCAUCAUGGACCAGUUUGUCUUCCGAGUUCAAGAUGACAAUGAUCCCCCAAAUCAGUCAGGGGAGAGCUCUUUCAUUAUUAAGAUUCUCCCUAUCGAUGACAUUCCACCCGAACUUUACCCUGGCACUACAUUGCAGGUGACUGUACAUGAAUAUCAACUGACCUACUUUCGCAAAAAGUUUUUGCGGUACACUGACUUAGAUUCAGAAGACAGAGAUCUGAAAUACACAAUUACUCAGCCACCAACAGACACAGACGAAAACAGCCCUGAAAUACUCGGAUCUAUUGUUUUGACAGAGAGUCCUAACACAGAGGUCACAGAGUUCACACAGGCCCAGAUAAAUCACCACAAGAUAGCUUACAGGCCCCCUGAUCUUGAGCUGGGAAUAACACCACAUGUGGUACAGUUUCAUUAUACUGUUGAAGACACUUCUGGAAAUAGUAUCAAUGGCAUUUUCACCAUUUUUCUGCAGCCUGUCGACAACAAGCCCCCACAGAUAACAAACUCAGGCUUCUCUGUGCUGGAAGGUGGAACGCAUGUAAUAACAAGUGCUGAGCUUCACACUACAGACGCUGACACAGAUAGUUCUCAGAUAUCAUUUACACUUACCCAACCUCCACUUCACGGUCAGGUACAGUAUUCAUUCACUGACCUAACAAAGGGGCACAGCUUCAAUCUGGAUGACAUCGCUAAUGGCCGAAUCUCAUACAUUCACAACGGAGAUGAAUCACUAAAUGAUUUCUUUCAGUUAGAUGUGAGUGAUGGAGUCCAUGUUGUUACCAUCACUGUCAGGAUAACUGUGAAACCUGUUGACGAUGAGGCUCCAACCAUCAGUCUACCAGAGGGCACUAUUGGUUCCUAUAUCGAUGUUCUGGAGAACGGGGCAACUGAGAUCACCUCCAAUGUUAUUCAGGGUCGAGAUGAGGACACGGAUGAUCUCCGUCUGACCUUUAUUGUGGAGGAUCCCCCAGCGUUAGGUGAAAUUCUGGUGAACGGAGUACCUUCCAAAAGCUUUACUCAAGCAGACAUCAUUACAGGAAUCGUAGUUUACACACAUACUAGUGGAGAGAUUGGCCUGACGACGAGGGAAGACUUCUUUAAUCUGACUCUCACUGACAUGUCUGAUGAAUGGACUGUGGGGGGCAAUAAAAUCAAGGGAGUUCGAGUGCAAGUCACAAUCUUGCCCUUAGACAGCCAAGCCCCUGAGAUCUUUGUAGGACCUCUGUUCAGAGUUGUGGAGGGUGAGAAGAAUGUGAUUGGAAUCCUACAUAUUAGUGCUGAUGAUGUGGACACGCUCAACGAUGAUCUUCUCUGCACAAUCAUUGUUCAGCCCACAUCUGGUUAUGUAGAGAACAUUUCUCCAGCUCCAGGCUCUGAAAAGUCCAGGUCAGGGACAGCCAUCAGUGCGUUCACCAUCAAAGACAUCAGACAAAACCAUAUUUAUUAUGUGCAAAGUAUUCACAAAGGAGUGGAGCCAGUGGAAGACAGAUUCACGUUCAGGUGCUCAGAUGGAAUAAAUUUCUCAGAGAGGUAUUUUUUCCCUAUAGAGAUAAUACCUGCGAAUGAUGAGAAGCCAGAAAUUCACAUGAGGGAGUUUGUGGUAAUGGAGGGAAUGAACAUUGUGAUUGAUACCCCCAUUUUAAAUGGUGGCGAUGCAGAUGUUCCCACCGACGAGCUGACAUUUAUUAUCACAAAACUCCCUAAACAUGGAUUUAUUCUCAAUCAGUUAUCCACUGGUACUGUGCCUGUGACCAAUUUCACUUUAGAGCAGAUAAGGGAAGCUUCUAGUAUUGUCUAUGAGCAUGACGAUUCAGAAACCUCUCAGGAUAAUUUUGAUGUUAUUCUCACAGAUGGCAAGUUUAGUGUGGAGAAAACUGUCAUCGUCAUGGUAAUCCCGGUAGAUGACGAAACACCGCGGAUGGCGAUCAAUGACGGGCUUGACAUUGAGAUAGGGGAGGUCAAAAUAAUCAAUAACAAAGUGUUAAAAGCCACAGACUUAGAUUCAGAAGAUAGCACACUAACCUACAUAAUCCGCUACGGACCAAACCAGGGAUUUUUACAAAAGAGAACACCUCUCGGGUCAUUUGUGAACAUUACCAUUGGGAUGAAUUUCACACAGUAUGAGGUUGACCAGGAUUUAAUCAUGUAUAUCCAUAAUGGACAGGAGGGAGUACGGGACCUCAUUAAAUUUGAUGUGACGGAUGGCAUCAACCCUCUGAUUGACAGGUACUUUUAUGUCACUGUUGGUGGCAUAGACAUGGUGUUCCCAGAUGUUGUCAGCAAAGGUGUCUCCUUGAAAGAGGGAGGUAGAGUGACCUUAACCACAGACCUACUUAGCACCAGUGAUCACAACAGCCCAGAUGAACACCUGAUGUUUAGCAUCACCAGAGCUCCGAUGAGAGGACACCUGGAGUGCACUGACACACCAGGAAUGCCAGUCAGCUCCUUCACUCAACUCCAACUUGCAGGCAACAAAAUCUACUAUAUACACACAGCUGAUGACGAGGUGAAGAUGGACAGCUUCGAGUUUGAGGUGACAGAUGGCUACAAUCCUGUGUUUCGCACAUUCCGUAUUUCCAUCACUGACGUGGACAACAAAAAGCCUGUGGUUACCAUUCAUGGACUGGUGGUAAAUGAGGGCGAAAACAAGCUGAUUACUCCUUUUGAGUUAACUGUGGAGGACCGAGACACAGCAGAUCGACUUCUCAAGUUCACGGUCACUCAGCUGCCAGUCCAUGGCCGACUGCUGUUUAACAACACCCACCCCAUCACCUCCUUCACCAAACAGGACCUGAACGAGAACAUGAUCAGCUACAAGCAUGAUGGGACUGAGUCUGCCUCAGACAGCUUCUCUUUUACUGUCACAGAUGGAACUCACACUGACUUCUACGUCUUCCCCGACACAGUGUUUGAAACUCGAAAGCCUCAGAUGAUGAAGAUCAAAAUCAUCUCUGUUGAUAACGGUGUUCCACAGAUUGUGGUGAACAAAGGGGCUCCCACACUGAGGAGCCUGUCCACAGGUCAUCUGGGAUUCAUGAUCACCAGCAAGGUUUUGAAGGCGCAAGACAAAGACAGUCCCCAAGGCACUGUUACCUUUACGAUUACAGUGGGUCCAGAGCAUGGCUACCUCAUUGACCUGGGAAAAGGCAAUGCUAGCAUCACCACUUUCACCCAAGCUGACAUCAAUGACAUGCAUGUUUGUUACAUACUGCGAGAUGGAGACAAUGCCACCACUGACAUUUUCCAUUUCUCCAUUGAAGACAGUGGAGGCAAUAAGCUGAAGAACCAGCAGUUUCGUCUGAACUGGGCCUGGAUUUCUCUGGAAAAAGAGUACUAUGUGGUGGAUGAGGAAGCGAAGUUCCUGGAGGUGAUCCUUAAACGGAGGGGCUAUCUCGGAGAGACAUCUUUUGUCGGCAUUGGGACCAAAGAUGGCACUGCACAGAAGGACAAAGACUUCCGUGGAAAAUCCCAGAAACAGGUCCAGUUUAAUCCAGGCCAAACAACAGCCACCUGGAAGGUGCGGAUCCUUUCUGACAUCACCUUUGAGCAGUCGGAGACAUUCCAGAUUGUUCUGUCAGAGCCUGUUAUGGCGGCGCUGGAGUUCCCAGACGUGGCCACAGUGGAGAUUGUUGACCCUGGAGAUGAGUCCACAGUAUUCAUUCCCUCAGCUGUCUAUUCCAUAGAGGAGGAUGUUGGGGAGUUACUGAUCCCUGUCAGGAGAACAGGGGAUGUCAGUCAAGAGCUCAUGGUCAUCUGCUUUACCCAGCAAGCUACUGCCACAGGUACCAUCCCCACCACGGUGCUGUCCUACUCAGACUACAUCUCCAGGCCAGAGGAGCACAGCAGUGUGCUGCGCUUUGACAGGGAUGAGACAGAGAAGUCGUGCCGCGUCGUUAUCAUUGAUGACUCGCUUUACGAGGCCGAGGAGAGUUUCAACGUCACCCUCGGCAUGCCCAUGGGUGGACGACUGGGCCCAGAAUUCCCAACCACUCGGGUCAUGAUCCUGCCCGACAUGGACGACGCACCUGUCUUCUACUUUGGGGAAAUGGAGUACCGUGUAGAUGAGAGUGAUGGCUACGUUGAGGUGAAAGUAUGGAGAACCGGCACUGACCUUACCAAAACGGCCACCGUCACAGUCCGAUCGAAAAAAACAGACCCUGUUUCAGCAGAAUCUGGCAUAGACUACGUUGGUAUCAGCAAAAACUUGGACUUUGCCCCAGGGGUAACCAUGCAGAUCUUCCGUGUGACAAUCCUGGAUGACCUGGGCCAGCCUGUGCUGGAAGGGCCAGAAAAAUUUGAGCUGGUCCUCCGUAUGCCCAUGAAUGGCAUUCUGGGAGAGCCAAGCAAGACCACCAUCUUCAUCAACGACUCUGUCUCCGACUUGCCAAAGGUGCAAUUCAGAGAUGCCAUGUAUAUGGGCAAUGAGAAUGACAGGCAGAUCUCUGCCAUCCUGUACCGCAGCGGAGACCUCAGCUACAAAUCCACGGUGCGCUGCUACAGCCGUCAAGGCUCUGCCCAAGUCAUGAUGGACUUCAAUGAGCGUCCGAACACAGAUGCAUCCGUCAUCACCUUCUUACCAGGGGAGGUAGAGAAGCCCUGUGUACUCACUCUGGUUGAUGACACUGACUAUGAGGAGGAUGAGGAGCUGAGACUGGUACUGGGGAGCCCUAAAAGCAACUCUCCAUUUGGGGCGGCCAUAGGAGUACAGAAUGAAACACUCAUUAAGAUAAAGGAUGAUGCUGACAAGGCCAUAAUCAGGUUCGGAGAGACCAAGUUCAGCGUGAGUGAACCCAAAGAGCUGGGCCACGUCUCCGUGGUGAUGGUUCCUGUGGUGAGGGUUGGGGACACAUCCAAGGUUUCAGUGGUGCGUGUGCACACUAAGGACGGCUCAGCUUCAUCUGGAGAGGACUACCACCCCAUCUCACAGGACAUUGAGUUCAAAGAAGGAGACACUCAGCACUUUGUAGAGGUGGAGAUCAUUUACGACAACAUCCGGGAGAUGAGAGAGGCCUUCACCAUUCAUCUGAAACCUGAUGAGAACAUGGUUGCAGAGACCCAGAUGAGCAAGGCCAUCAUCUACAUUGAGGAGACAAACAGCAUGGCAGAUGUAACUUUCCCUUCCGUGCCCAUGGUUGUGUCUCUGUUGCAGUAUGAUGACAUUAGCAGGAACAGUCUCCCAGCUGCAGGAUAUCCUGUCGUCUGUGUUACCGCAUGCAACCCCAAACAUCCCGACUUUGACAAGACAGGCUCAAUCUGCGUUAGCGAGAACAUUAACGACACUCUGACACGCUACCGCUGGCUCGUCAGCGCGCCAACCGGCACUGACGGGGUGACCAGCCCUAUGCGAGAAGUGGACUUCAACACCUUCUUUACCUCCUCCAAGUUCAUCACCCUGGACUCCAUCUAUUUUCAGGCAGGGUCGAGGGUGCAGUGCGCGGCCCGCGCAGUCAACUCUAAUGGAGAUGAAGGUCUGGAAGUAAGCAGCACCAUCGUGUCCAUUAGUAUGGAGGAGGGUAUGUGUCAGCCCCGUGUCUUGGGCACAGUGGGAGCAGAACCCUUCUCCGCCAAACUGCGCUACACAGGAGCCGAUGAUCCAGAUCACCCCAACCUCAUCAAACUGACUGUCACAAUGCCCCACAUCGAUGGUAUGCUUCCGGUUGUCUCCACCCGUCCGCUUUCUAACUUUGAGCUGACGCUGAGUCCUGAUGGGACGCGGGUUGGUAACCACCGCUGCUCCAACCUGCUGGACUACACCGAGGUCAGAACCCGCCAUGGCUUCCUCACUGACGCCACAAAGAACCCCGAGGUAAUCGGAGAGACUUCUCCAUACCAGUACAGUGCCCCCCUCAGAGGGCAGAGCACACUGCGCUUCUACCGUAACCUGAACCUGGAGGCCUGCCUGUGGGAGUUCACCAGUUACUACGACAUGUCUGAGCUGCUCAGCGACUGUGGAGGAACCAUAGGGACAGAUGGACAGGUGUUAAACCUGGUCCAGUCCUAUGUGACCCUGCGUGUUCCACUGCACGUCUCCUACGUGUUCCACUCUCCUGUGGGUGCAGGGGGCUGGCAGCACUUCGACCUGCACUCUGAGCUCAGACUGACUUUUGUGUAUGACACUGCCAUCUUGUGGAGAGAUGGCAUCGGCAGCCCACCGGAGGCAGAGUUACAAGGCAUGACUGUGAAAAUCACACAGUCUCAGCUGCACUGUUUCUGGGCACUUUAUCCUACAAGCAUGCGUAUCAAUGAACAUGGUCGUCUUGUCGUCAACUUCCGCACUGAGGCGCGUUUCAGAGGACUGUUUGUCACUUCACACUCUGCUUCCUCUAUGACCUCUAUGAUCAUCUGUGUGGACCAUCCCGGUUUGACCUUUAACCUGAGUUUAGUGAGGAGUGAGCCCACAUACAAUCAGCCCAUGCAGCAGUGGAGUUUCAUCUCUGACUUUGCUGUUCGAGACUACUCAGGCACCUACACAGUCAAACUUUUACCAUGUACUGCCCACAGUCUGGAGUACAGCUACCCUCCUGUGUGCAACCCUAGAGAACCGGUGACCUUUGACCUGGACAUCCGCUUCCAGCAGGUGAGUGACCCUGUGGCUGCAGAGUUUAGUCUAAACACACAGAUGUUUCUGUUGUCUAAGAGGAGCCUGUGGCUAUCUGACGGCUCUAUGGGAUUUGGACAGGAGAGUGACACAGCUUUCUCUGAGGGUGAUACCAUCUAUGGCCGUGUAAUGGUGGAUCCUGUCCAGAACCUGGGCAACUCCUUCAGCUGCAACAUUGAAAAAGUUUUCCUUUGCACCGGAGCUGACGGAUAUGUCCCCAAAUACAACCCUGACAACUUUGAGUUUGGAUGCUUGGCCGACUCUCCAUCCCUCCUCUACCGAUUCAAAAUCAUUGACAAAGCCCAGCCGGAGACACAGACUUCAGCAUUUGGGAGUAUAAACUUCAACGCUCUCCUUGCAGUCGAUGACCCCCAGGCCUUGUCCCUUGUGCGACAGCCCGGUUCUGACGGCUUCAGGCUAGAGUCCACUGCUCUGUUUCAGGUGUCUACAGGGAGGGAAUGGUACAUCCAUACGAUCUACACUGUUCGGUCCAGAGACAAUGCCAACCGUGGGAUUGGCAAGAGGAGCCUGGAAUACCAUUCGCUGGUAUCACACCACAAAACAGCUCAAACAGUUCACUCUCGAUCCAGGAGGUCCGCCAACGGUGUUCCGGACCUUGCCGAGGAAAUUGGGGUGGACAAAAAUCGAGGAACCAACAUCCUGCAUAUAGCGCUGGACCGGCACAGCCAGCAACUAAACGGCAACGGCAGGGAGACUGACACACAAGGCAUCAUUCCUAAAGAGGUCAGCCUUAGACAGUCAGGAGACGACCAUCUGAUUCUGAUCAUAGGGAUCCUGGUGGGUCUUCUGCUGACUGUCCUCCUCCUCAUUAUCGUUGUUUUGUUGGUGCGUUCCAAGCAGGAGAAAAAAGUUAAGGAGCCUCCCAAAGUUUCAAGCAGCAAAGAGCCUAUGAUGACACAGGAUUUGGACAGUGGAGACAGUUCUGAGGUUUGAUGGACAUUUGGAAGGGGUUUUGGGGG
Messenger RNA from Chanos chanos (milkfish), 9384 nucleotides. It is a transcript of the gene frem2b, whose product is annotated as FRAS1 related extracellular matrix 2b. The record is from RefSeq and is a predicted model, not a curated record. Bases 11 to 9358 code for a protein of 3115 amino acids. Lineage: Eukaryota; Metazoa; Chordata; Actinopteri; Gonorynchiformes; Chanidae. Gene Ontology annotation, molecular function: calcium ion binding. Gene Ontology annotation, cellular component: membrane. Gene Ontology annotation, biological process: cell communication; homophilic cell-cell adhesion; anatomical structure morphogenesis. The transcript is spliced from 24 exons.